Messenger RNA from Tetrahymena thermophila SB210, 3057 nucleotides. RefSeq lists its product as hypothetical. The transcript has 11 exons. The record is from RefSeq and is a predicted model, not a curated record. Lineage: Eukaryota; Ciliophora; Oligohymenophorea; Hymenostomatida; Tetrahymenidae.
AUGAACGAAGGAUAAAAUAAAUAUUCUAAGCAAGCCACAAAAACAUUUUAGUCACAGUAUAAAAAUGGAAUAAGUGGUAUUUUAGAAGAUUCAGCAAAGCUUAUAAAAUAAGGUUUGUACAGGAAAAGCUUUUUACACAUGGAUAGAUUCUUUAACAAAAAUUACAAAAAAAUUAAUAUAAAUGAAAUAGAUUUGUUAAAAUUUUGUAGGAGAAUGCUUUAUUGCAUCUUUAAGAUACUUGAUUAAUAUAAACUUGAUGGAUAAAUAGCUGUUAAAAAGUAAUCAGUUUAACUUUUGAGCAGAGGAUACUAUUUCAUAGGAUUAUGGAAAAAAAUAUUGAUGAAUAUUUUAAAUAUUAAUAAGAGCUAUGAAUAAUUUAGCGAUAAUAGCUUCGACUCCUAAGACUCGGACUAAAUUUUAUUCAAAAAUGAAGAACAAGAUUCUUAAAAUAUGCCUAGCCUUAACUCUAGUCCUAUAAACUUCAUGAUAGCUAGUAAAAAUGACUAAAUAACUGAGACUGAAGAUGUUGAAAGUCUUACUUAAUUGCUUAAUCUAUCAAAUGAUAUAAUAAAUUAUUAGGAGAUUAAAAAAAUCCCAAAGAAAUAUAACAUUUUAGUAUAAAUUGAAGAGUUCUUGCUGAACUUUCUACAAUUAAUUUCUAAGACAAUCUUAUAUUACACAGAGGCAAAAGACUCUAAAAUGGUUUUAAGUUUAUAUUAAUUAACUGAAAACUUAAUUAAUAUGCCUGAGCUUCAAAGAUCAACAAAAUAUAAAUUUCUUGAUAUAUCUUUUCAAAUAAAGAUGAACUAUGCUUCUUUACUUUUUUAAUAAGAAUAAUUUGAAAGCAGCAAGUUGGAAGCCUAAAAAGCUUAUUAAAUAGCCAGCAAUAUGGUUAACCUUUAACUAAAUAAAGAUUUGUAGUAGAAAAAAUUAAUAGAUGGAAAGAGUGAUCCUUUGUAGUUAAGAAAAAGUAUUGCUAGAUAAGAAGAAAAUGUAAAAUUCUUAAUAACAUCAUUAGUACUACUAGGAUAAAUAAAUGAGUAAAUGUAAAAUAUUGAGAAAUUUUCUGAAACAAUUCAUUUAAUAAACUGGCUGGUAAAAGUAUUUUUACCUCAUAAUUCUGACAUGAGGCAUAUAAAAUAGCAUUUUAUUGAUCAAUUCAAUUAAAAAUACAGCGACUAUCUAUUAUAGACUGGAGAAGUAACCAAGAUAUUAAAGCAAGUAUAUAACAGUGAAAGAAACAUACUCCUAAAUUAACAUAAAGAUCAAUAAAUAGAAUUAGAGAAAGGAGAAGCUUCAAAUAGAUCUUUUUAAGAAAAAAUUAAUAACCACAUUUAUGAAAAGUAUAAACACAAAGAGUUAAAUGCAUCUUAAUUUAUAGUAUCUUAUAGCAAAUCAAAAGAAAUGUAAAAAGAUGAAAAAAAGCAAUAUUAACUAAUGGCUAAAUAAAGAGAUAGCAUCUUUGUUGCUAGUGAAAUGAAUUCUCAGAUAAACUAUUUCGACUAAGAAUAAUCUACAGCAUACAUUUCUAAAAAAGAUAGCGUGUUGCAAGCACAGACAGCAGAAGAUGAUAUGAGUGCUUCUAUUUAAAAAAGUAAAAUGUAAGAACUAUAUUUCUUGUCAAAUAGCUUUGAGCCAUCAUUGCACAACAAAAAUUCAUAAAUACAUGAUCAUAUUUAUAUUGAUGAUGAAAUGAUGCUUACUUCUUCAAUUUAAAUACAACAAAAUAGCUCUUCUUUUAAAGCUUACCAAAAUAGCUUACUUACAAAAUCUAAUAAAGUGUCAGGAAAUAUAAAAAAUCAAAUCAGACCAAAAUCGAGCUAUUUAAAAUAAACUAUUGCAAAACCUAAAUUGCUACUAAAAAGUAGAUAUUUCCCUGAUGAUAACACUGAAAAAGAAAACAAAAAAUAAAAAUUUGCAACAGAAUAAAAUGAGAAAUUCACUGAUAUCUAUGAGAUGUUUGGAAUUAAAAGACCAAAACAUGUGAGUGACUAAUUAAAUGAUCUUGAUUCUUAUACAGGAUAAUUGAUAUCAGAAAAAAUAUCUCAAGUUGAGCAAUUUAAUCCACUAUCUAAAGUAAUUACUUAGUGUAGCUAAGAGCUAAAGGAUUCAUAAUUUGAUUAAAAAGAGUUUGGUCAUUGUAGAAGGUUAAUAGAUAAUAAAAGAAUUUUUGGAAAUGGAACUACUCUAGAAAGUGAUAAAGGUGAAAAUAAAAAAGAUGUUCAUAUUUUAGAUGCAAAGAAUAAAAUUGAUUUAGAGGUUAAAUAGGAAGCUUACUUAGUAACUAAUCAUAUAGAGGCCUUUAAAUCAAUAGAAGAACUUAAAGAUUUUCGUAAGCAAUAAGUAUAAGAAAGGUUGUAUUAACAAAGUUUAAGAAGUCAAAAGAUUAACUUAAAAAAUAGACUUCUUAAGCAUUCAAACACUUUAGGUUUCUUGAAUGUGUAUCAAUAGUAGUAAUAAAAUUAAAAUUAACAUCAUAACUUGAAAAUGCAUGUGGCAACAAUUCAUGAAAUUAGCAGAGACAAAUUUUUAGCUACAUAGGAUUCAUCAGAAGAACAAGAUGCAAAGUAGUAAGAUAUGAAAUAGAUUUUAUAAAAUAAUGAAAAGAACAUUAAAGAGUUCUUAAAUUAAGCAGAAAAUGUUAGCAGUUUAAGCAUAAUAUAACUGAAGAAAUUAGCUAAAUAGCAAGUUAAGCAAGAAUCUUAGUUAAUUGAUUAGGAUCCAAAACCUAAAAUUCCUACCCACAUUAUACCUAUAAAGUAAGAUACUAAUAGAGAGGCACUAUUGAAAAGUUGUAAAGGAUAUCAUCAAAAUCUAGUUUCAAGACAUAAUUAGCUGGCAUUAAGCACUAUGCAUUUGAAUUUAGUGAAUGAAGCUAAAUAUGCCUCUAACUUAGCAGAUAUCAUAUAAAUCAAAAUGAAAAUCAGUAAAAUGGACUCAAACAAAUCUACGAGUAACAGGAGCAUAAGGAAAUCAAUAAUAGCAAACUUAAGCAAUCUUACAUAAUUUUAAAAACUUACAAAAUUUGAACAAAACAAAAAUAUUUCUCAUUCUUGA